Sinocyclocheilus grahami is the source of this 1446-nucleotide messenger RNA. Its product is annotated as gamma-aminobutyric acid receptor subunit beta-2-like. Gene Ontology annotation, biological process: monoatomic ion transmembrane transport. The record is from RefSeq and is a predicted model, not a curated record. Bases 1 to 1446 code for a protein of 481 amino acids. Gene Ontology annotation, molecular function: GABA-A receptor activity; extracellular ligand-gated monoatomic ion channel activity. Lineage: Eukaryota; Metazoa; Chordata; Actinopteri; Cypriniformes; Cyprinidae. The transcript has 9 exons. Gene Ontology annotation, cellular component: membrane.
AUGGCUCCCGUGGACGACAGCUCGUCUCAGGCAACAGCAGGACCUAGAAAUCGUCCACAGCGACAUGCAGAACGCCCGCUGCUCGAAGCGCAUGGUCAUGAAUACAUCAGCGCACAUAUUCUCUCAUACCUGACACCCACUGCAUAUAAUAAUAGACUGCACAGAGCGUGCAUGCAGAAAGACAUUAGCGGAUGCUUCACACAGGCACAGCAUGACUACACACUGACUAUGUAUUUCCAGCAAGCCUGGCGAGACAAGCGUCUGUCCUAUUCUGAGAUUCCUCUUAACCUGACGCUGGAUAACCGGGUAGCCGAUCAGCUGUGGGUGCCAGACACAUACUUCCUAAACGACAAGAAGUCGUUUGUACAUGGUGUGACAGUGAAGAACAGAAUGAUCCGUCUCCAUCCAGAUGGCACUGACUACACACUGACUAUGUAUUUCCAGCAAGCCUGGCGAGACAAGCGUCUGUCCUAUUCUGAGAUUCCUCUUAACCUGACGCUGGAUAACCGGGUAGCCGAUCAGCUGUGGGUGCCAGACACAUACUUCCUAAACGACAAGAAGUCGUUUGUACAUGGUGUGACAGUGAAGAACAGAAUGAUCCGUCUCCAUCCAGAUGGCACUGUGCUUUAUGGGCUCAGGAUCACGACCACUGCCGCCUGCAUGAUGGACUUGCGCAGAUACCCGCUUGAUGAGCAGAACUGCACGCUGGAAAUCGAGAGCUACGGCUACACCACAGAUGAUAUUGAGUUUCACUGGCGAGGAGGUGACCAUGCAGUAACGGGGGUUGAAAGGAUAGAGCUCCCUCAGUUCUCUAUAGUGGACUACAAACUCAUCUCUAAAAACGUGGUGUUUUCUACAGGUUCGUAUCCUCGCCUCUCCCUGAGCUUUAAGCUGAAGAGAAACAUUGGCUACUUCAUUCUGCAGACCUACAUGCCCUCCAUCCUAAUCACCAUCCUGUCCUGGGUAUCCUUCUGGAUCAACUAUGAUGCCUCGGCUGCCAGGGUUGCUUUAGGUAUCACCACUGUGCUGACCAUGACCACCAUCAACACACAUUUGCGGGAGACGCUUCCAAAGAUCCCGUAUGUCAAAGCCAUUGACAUGUACCUGAUGGGCUGUUUCGUCUUCGUCUUCCUGGCUCUGCUGGAGUACGCGCUGGUCAACUACAUCUUCUUCGGCAGAGGACCGCAGCGGCAGAAGAGAGCUGCAGAGAAAGCCUCCAUAGCCAACAAUGAAAAAAUGAGAAUGGAUCCCAACAAAUGGUUGGUGGGAAAUGUAGUUCAGAGAGACGAUACUCUGUAUGCCAGAAUGAAACAGAGGGAUAUUGACUCCAUGCAUGACUCCAUGUGGGAACCGAUCUUUGUGGAUGAUGCAGCAUUAGGACUAGGCGAUUCAAAAAAUAAGCCAGCAGUUAAGGAAUCUCUUGGCUUCCUCGAUGAAAAAGAGUAA